Camellia sinensis is the source of this 1448-nucleotide messenger RNA. Lineage: Eukaryota; Viridiplantae; Streptophyta; Magnoliopsida; Ericales; Theaceae. The record is from RefSeq and is a predicted model, not a curated record.
UUGCCUUGGACUUGCCCGAUUUAGAAUGCAACCCAAAUAAUGAUAAUGAAAAUUAAUUUAUAUUAGUCUAAUGAUUAUAAGAAAUGCACAAAUUAAAUUCAACGUACAAGGCACAUAAAAAAUCCAAUGUAUUAUUCUCUUAUAUCCCCUUUCUAGAUCCUUCAAAUUAUCUGUCAUAUAUGCUGCUAUCUUUCUCCUCUUGAAAUAAACUACAUUACACUAUUCCUUAAUGUAUUUUCAAUAUGGAAUUCAUUUCAUUAUCAAAUUUAUUUUUCUCAAAUUUGAAUAUGUACUUAUUUUCACCACCAAAAUUUUCAUUUUAAGACAUUUUUGGACUCUCUAAUGUUCAAACUUAUGUUGAAAAUUUACCCAUUAAAUUGCAUACUUAAAAAAAAUUGAAAGAAAAAAUAUGUGGUUAAUUUUAAUCGCUGACGAAAAAAAAAAAAAAUCAAUGAAAAGAAUUUCUAAUUCUGCAGUUUAGAACAGAAGACAAGGCAUCACUAAAAAUAAUGAAGGAAUAUAUCACAGGCCAACAAUGACAUAAACACUAUUUUAUGACAUUGUGAUCUUUCAAGAUCCUAUAUUAUUUUUCGAUCUCCUUCGCUAUAUAUACACUUUCUUUCCAAGAAAAUUGAAGAAAGUUUGUGAAAAUAUUUAUGAAUCUAUCAAUGGAAGGCAUCAUUAUGUCAAAUCCUAUGCUCCCUCCCGGUUUUCGAUUCCAUCCCACGGACGAAGAACUCAUCACCCAUUAUUUGAAAAAGAAAGUCUCAUCUCCUUCAAAUCCAAUAGUUUCCAUAGUAGCUGAGAUUGAUCUCUACAAGUUCAAUCCUUGGGAACUUCCAGAUAAGGCUUUGUUUGGGGAGAGUGAGUGGUUUUUUUUUACCCCAAGAGACCGGAAAUAUCCAAAUGGGGCUCGCCCUAAUAGAGCGGCUUCAUCGGGUUAUUGGAAAGCCACUGGGACCGAUAAACCAAUCCUUUCCUCUUAUGGAUCACAGUGUGUUGGUGUGAAGAAAGCUCUUGUGUUCUAUGGAGGUCGUCCUCCCAAGGGCACCAAAACCGAUUGGAUGAUGUAUGAGUACAGACUUCUCGAUGACAAUUGUCAAUCCAUGAGGAUUAGAGGAUCAAUGAGAGUAAGUUUAACGAUACAACAAUGCUACAGACUUAAAAAUAUUUAACGAAAGUGUUCAGAAUGUAGUGUUAUGGAGACUUAAGUGAAGUCUAGAGGAAAAAACAUUAAAAACUAUAAAUGGAACUCUUUGUUGGAGAGAAAUUAACACUGAAACAAACAUGUCCAGCUGGUAGCUGAAGGGGACAUCAUUAGCAUGAUCAUCAACUUCAAAUGAUAAUUUUUCAUUUAUUUUUUAUUUUAAAGUGUACCAACUUCAUGGAACUACUCCAUUAUUUACCCCAACCAACCAAUAAUGUUUUGAUUUACCAAACUAGCGUUA